This is a messenger RNA of Xyrichtys novacula (pearly razorfish), 34165 nucleotides long. NCBI's taxonomy places the organism in Eukaryota, Metazoa, Chordata, Actinopteri, Labriformes, Labridae. The record is from the annotation of a GenBank genome assembly.
GUUUCCGGUCCUGCGCCGUCUAUGGAGCGGAUUGGAACCCGGAGUCAGGAUUCGAUAAAUGAAGGGUCUUUAACCAAAAAGGUGAGGUGUUUUCUCUUCCAAGUACAGCGUCUUAACACCCAAUGACCACACAACAUUGUAGUGGAGAUGCACACGGUUGGCCCGGGUCGCGCCGGAGUUUCCUGAACCGCCUCCCUUGUUGACUGUCGGCCGUUGAAGAGCAUCGACUCCGGUUUGGCGGUUUGCGUCUCCGGUCCAUCCGCCAUGCCGACUGUUCUUUGUUACAUUUCCAGAAGAGGACCAGCUCAGAUCGGAGUUAAAACCCGGCUGGAGUUUGGGAAGGACGCAAAUCCUGGAUUCCUCCUUCUUCCCGGACUGCAUCUGUUCUCAUGCACGUCCACACUGAAAGGCUUACACUAGAAACCAGUUAUUAUUGUCAAAAUACAGCACUGUUGAUCCCCCCGCUGUCUUCAGGGCAGCCCCUCAGUAUCCCGGGUUGGCUGUGGAUGCAGACUCUAAAGUUCUCUUACAUUCUGCUGCACUCCUCCAAAUAGUUCUUUGCACAAAGUGUACAUUUCUGUGAGAUUUUAACCCUUCAAACAUUUCCGUCUGAAUAAAUGUCAUCAACUAGCUUUCCCUCUUUCUUUAUCUUGUCAGAAUGGCAGAGCAGACAUCAGAUGAGCUGAUCUGUGAGUAUGAAUCCAGCUCUGACUCCGUGUUUCAGACACACUCCAGGCACCAUCAUGACAGGUGUGUUGUGUGUCUUUCAGGGUGUGAAGACUGUGGUCAGUACCAUGACUCUGAGUGCCCUGAACUGGGACCCCUGGUGACCGUCCAGGACUCAUUUGUCCUCAGCAGGGCCAGGUGAGUAAAGAUAAGGUCUGUGCAGAGACUUUUAAAGGGGUGUGUUCAAAGUUCAAGAGGAACACUUCGGUGUCAGCAUUAUUGGGGGGGCCUUUGCAGACCAUGUCCCUAAAAAUGUGCCACCUUGCCCCCCCACCUCAACUCUGCCCAGUAUACUGCAGGGCAGGCCCUUAUUACUAUACUUUUUGUUAAAAUAUUAACCAUUUUAAAAUACAUCAUUUCCUAAUAAAAACUAGAGAAUAAACAGAGACACCAAUUUAUCAAAAUGAAGACAGAUACAGCCUCCACCACAGCAGUGAUUGAGAGUUCAUUCUGACUUUACUGUUCCCUUAGAGAAACAUAUUUUUAGACUGACUAUUCCACAAAUGAGUCCCUGCUGGUUGAUUUACAGUGCAUCCGUAAAGUAUUCAUACCACUUCACUUUUUCCACAUUUUGUUAUGCAACAUUUGAGUGUCUUAUUUUUAAUAAAUUUGCAAAAUGUUCUAAAAAAAAGUUUUUCACUUUGUCAUUAUGGGGUAUUUUGUGUAGAAUUUUUGAGGGGAAAAAAUGAAUUUAAUCCAUUUUGGAAUAAGGCUGUAACAUAAAAUGUGGAAAAAGUGAAGUGGUAUGAAUUCUUUCCAGAUGCACUGUAUAUCCCGUAAAAAUCAAUGUUCUUGAGAGGUUCAGCACUAUCAUAUGUCACCGGAGAACCUUCAGUUGAAAUACAUUUUUGAGUUUGAUGAUUGUUGAAAAUAUUAAGAGGGGUCUGUUGUCUGUAGAGGAUGAUGCUCUAACGUGCACACACAAUGAGUGUGUGGGCGUGAGAGAGGGAGGAGGGAAAGAAGACAGACAUGGCUCGAGAGACAGCAGGGACGAGAGUCCAUCCAGGGUGAAGGAGUGAACUUCUCUGUGAUUUUCAUAAACAUCUUUAGACUCACUUAUUGACUCUUAAAGACCCACUCUGAUGAAACUCAUGUUUUUCUUGUUGUCUACAUGUUCAUAUGACAUUUUUCUGAUGCUACAGGACAUAUCAUGAGAAAACUAAGAGCAAAAUUGCAUUCAGUAUUUCUACAUUCAAAUCAUUGUGAAUCUCUGGCAGACGCAAGCAGCAAGUUCAGACACAGUGCCAUUUUCAAUGUCACAACUCCAAGCUCCGCCCCUGGAGCUCCGCUAUACAGGCCAGACAAAGAGAGGUAGAGAGGACGAUCACGGAACAAGUGUGUAUGUUUGCGGAUUUUAAUGCUCAUCAGACAGCUAAUUAUGAUACCAACUUUCAUCAAGUCCACAAAGACAUUAGUGUCUCAGAACUGAAUAGCUCCUAUGUUACCUACCACUUCUACGACACCAGCAAUGUUAGGCUACAACCUAGCGUGAAGAUGAGUGUGCGGAGCAGUGCUGUCUCCACCCACAACUCAGAGGCGAAUAACUGAUGAGCUACUGGAGCUCUGCAGAAGAAAAGCCCUUGAAAAUGACACAGGUAACGUGAUUUUGGCUAAAACUUCAUAAUCACAAUUUAAAGACCACUGAGGACACUUUAAGUAUGAAAAAUACGAUCAGAGUGGGACUUUAAGUUCAUAUCGUUGUCUGGAUCUGUUCAUUCUCAUACUCAUGAAGUAGAAGUGAAGAGAUUUAAAAACAACAAAUGCAUCAGAAAAUGGGCUGGCCUUGUUUUGUAUCGUGACUGGAGUUUGAAUACAUCAGUUUUCUAAGAAAAAUUGUCUCAUCUGCUCUAAUUAUAUAUUUAUUUUUCUAUCGUCUCAACUUCUGUCUCCUCUAUCAGGUCCUCUCUUCCAAACAGCCUGGAGAUCAGACAGGUGGCUGAUGGGAAAGAGGGGGUGUUUGUCCUGCGCCGACUGGUCAAGAGGACCCGAUUCGGGCCCUUUGAGGCUAAGAGGGUCCCCCACCUGGAGAGAGAAAGAGAGUUUCCCUUGAAGGUGCGGCCUAAUGAAUCCUGGGAGGACACAAGUGAUGCUCAGCUCUGUAAUGCACGCAUGUAGUAAUGAGAUUUUUUUUCUGCUUCUUUUGGUUUGAUAGAUCUUCCAGAAGAAUGGCGUGGUGGUGUGUUUUGACUCAAGCUCUGAAGAGGACUGUAACUGGAUGAUGCUGGUUCGACCUGCUACAGACCACAAACACCAGAACCUGACUGCCUACCAGCAAGAUGAUGACAUCUACUUUAACACCUCACAGGUGUGUCAUCAAUCCAAAACUGAGUGUCUGUCUCAGGGCUGCUGAUUUUUCAUCUGAGAUUUGACUGAGUCCUCUUGUCAUGCAGCUAAUUCCUGUUAUUUUACUUUGACUUACCCUUGCUGUCUGUCCUCAGAGUGUAUCCUGAGAUGGAUAAAAAAUGUUUUAGAUCCGCUGCUCCUGCAGAAUCUCCUCCAAGAGAACUUGGGUUUGAGGGAGCUGGUCUGUAAAUGCUUUUAAAAGCAGAUUAAAGGUUUCAGAGGAGGAUGCAUCAGAUUGUUGAUGCUUUGAAUGAUGACAGUCUUCUGUAUUAUUUGGGUUAGGUUGACAUGUGUUUUGUAAUCAUUAUCUAAUAACGUAUGCUGCUGCUGUCUUGGCUAGAACACUCUUGUUAAAGAGGUUUUUUUUGUCUCAAUGAGGCUUUCCUGGAAAAAUAAAAUUAAACCAAAAUAAAUAAAUGGAUAGAUACAAUUAAAGACUGUAUUGGUUUUAGAGAGGGGACAGAGAGAGAUACAGAAAGAGAGUGAUGGAAACAGACAACAACAACAAUAGUACAGACAGCUGUGUGCUUAAAGAGCCAGAGAUAAUAGAACAAGUAUAUUUACUAAAUCUCUAAAUUCCUCUAUUGUACGUUGAGAAACAUUGUUCUUAAACUGUUGGACUUUUUGCUCACGUAGUUGUUGACAAAGUGGUGAUCCUGGCCCCAUCCUCACUUGAGAAGGACUGAGUUUUUCAGGGAUGCUCCUUUUAGAUCCAAUCAUGACCCUUACCUGUUUCCAGUGAACCUGGUCACCUGUGGAGUGAUCCAAACAGGUGCUUUUGGAGCAGUCCUCAAAUUUCCCAGACUUUUGUUGACCCUGAACAUACUUUACAGCAUCAAAUUCAAAAUGAGAGAAUAUUUACCAAAAUAAAAAAAUAAAAAAACGUUUAUCAGUUAGAAAAUUAAAUACAGAUCGGCCCAGAAAUAUUUGGACAGUGACACAAGUUUUGUUAUUUUAGCUGUUUACGAAAACAUAUUCAGAAUACAGUUAUAAAAUCAAGAUGGGCUUAAAGUGCAGACUCCAUAGACUGUGUAUACUAUGGACAACUUGGUUCCGCCUACCGCCUGUAUACGGAUUUGAAGCCAAAAAGCUCUUGAUAUCUUCGGGAUUUUUAUUCAUUUCCUGAAACCAGUGCUGCGCAGUAGUGAUGCGGGCAUUCGGCUGCGCAGUUGCCGAGAGUCACUGUGAUGACGCUCGGCUCAAACAGCGUAUCGGCCCGGGUGAGCUACACAAUCCCUGAACGCCCAUAGGCUGUACCAGGUGUCAAUCAUGGAAAACAUGAACCCCCUAAUAACUUUUAAAAACGGAGCUUCACAGAAAAAAGAGGACUUGAGCACAAACCUGUCUUACAAUAACUACAUGUCAACACCGCAAGCAGGGGGGAGAAAAAUGUAUGUUCUGCGUAAUAAAUUUUUUGUUGUCCACAGCUCCAUAAGCUUUGCUGGCGUAGGCGGGAUUUAUGACCUAUACUGCAGCCCAUCAACAGAGGGUGCUGUUCUCGGAGUGGCUUCACCCAGCGAGGAGGCAGAUGCUGUCCAUUCUAUAUACGGUCUAUGGCAGACUCUCAGCUGUAAUUUGAGAGUAUCCACUUCCAAAUGGAGCAAGGGUUUAGGAAUUACAGCUCUUCAAUAAGUAGCCGCCUCUUUUUCAAGGGUCCAAAAGUUAUUGGACAAUUGACUCAGAAGGCUGCAAAAAACAAAAAAAAUUAACAAGGCUGCAUUGACUCUUCCCUUGUUGACCUGUCAUCAAUUAAGCAGUUAAAAGGUCUGAAGUUGAUUCCAGGUGUGGCGUUUGCAUUUGGAAGUUGUUGCUAUGAAUACAUAACAUGUGGUCAAAGGAGCUCUCAAUGGAGUUGAAACAGACCAUCCUGAGGCUGAAUAAAAAGAAGAAAUCCAUCAGAGAGAUAGCAGAAAUGUUAGGAGUGGCCAAAUAAACAGUUUGGUACAUUCUGAGAAAAAAACAGUGUACCGGUGAGCUUGGGAACUCAAAAAGGCCUGGACGUCCACGGAAGACAACGGUGGUGGAUGAUCACAGAAUCCUUUCCAUGGUGAAGAAAAACCCCUUCACAACAUCCACUCCAGUGAAGAACACUCUCCAGGAAGUAGGUGUAUCAAUAUUCAAGUCAACCAUGAAGAGAAGACUGCAUGAGAGUAAAUACUUAGGAUUCACCACAAGGUGCAAACCAUUAAUCAGCCUCAUGAAUAGAAAGGCCGGAAUUGACUUUGCCAAAAAACACCUGAAGAAGCCAGUCCAGUUCUGGAACAGCAUUCUUUGGACAGAUGAGACCAAGAUCAACCUGUACCAGAAUGAUGGGAAGAAGAAAUUUUGGAGAAGAAUUGGAACAGCUCAUGAUCCAAAGCACACCAUCUUCUGUAACACAUGGUGGAGGCAGUGUGAUGGCAUGGGCAUGCAUGGCUUCCAAUGGCACAGGGUAACUUGUGUUUAUUGAUGAUGUGACAAAAGACAGAAGCAGUGGGAUGAAUUGUGAGGUGUAUAGGGAUAUACUUUCUGCUCAGAUUCAGCCAAAUGCAUUAAAGUUGAUUGGACGGCGCUUCACAGUACAGAUGGACAAUGAUCCAAAACAUACUGCAAAAGCAACCAAGGAGUUUUUUAAAGCAAAGAAGAGAAAUAUUCUGCAAUGAUCGAGUCAAUCACCAGAUCUCAAUCCAUUCGAGCAUGCAUUUCACUUGUUUAAGACAAAACUUAAGGCAGAAAGACCCACAAACAAGCAGCAACUGAAGACAGCUGCAGUAAAGGCCUUGUAAAGCAUCACAAAGGAGAAGACCCAGCAUUUGGUGAUGUCCAUGGGUUCCAGACUUUAGGCAGUCAUUGCCUGCCAAGGAUUCUCAACAAGAUGUUGUUAAGUAACAUUUUACUUAGGGUUAUGUUCAUUUGUCCAUGAAAUGAGGAGCAUUUGUAUAAAAAAUGGCUACAAUUCCUACAUGUUUAAUCAUAUAUUUUUCAAGGCAGGCUGUCAUGUGCUUUUUACUGAGGAGUGGCUUCUGUCUGGCCACUCUACCAUAAAUGCCUGACUGGUGGAGUGCUGCAGAGAUGGGGGUCCUUCUGUAGGGUUCUCCCAUCUCCUCAGUGGAACGCUGGAGCUCUGUCAGAAUGACCAUCAGGUUCUUGGUCACCUCCCUGACCAAGGCCCUUCUCUCCCGCUUGCUCAUUUUGGCUGGGCGGUCAGCUCUAGGAAGAGUCCUGGUGGUUCCAAACGUCUUCCAUUCCUUAAUGAUGGAGACCACUGUGCUUUUUGGGAUCUUCAAUGCAGCAAAUAUUUUUCUGUAACCUUCCCCAGAUCUGUGAGCCGAUACAACCCUGUUUCAGAGGUCUACAGACAAUUCUUUCGACUUCAUGGCUUGGUUUGUGCUCUGACGUGCUCUGUCAGCUGUGGAAUCUUAUAUAGACAGGUGUGGCUCUCCAAAUCAUGUCCAAUCAGCUGAAUUUGCCACAGGUGGACUGCAAUCAAGUUGGAGAAACACUUUAAGGCUGAUCAGUGGAAACAGGGUGCACCUGAGCUCAGUUUUGAGUUUUAUAGCAAAGGGUGUGAAUACUUAUGUAUAUGCAACAUUUGAGUGUCUUAUUUUUAAUAAAUUUGCAAAAUGUUCUAAAAAAAGUUUUUCACUUUGUCAUUAUGGGGUAUUUUGUGUAGAAUUUUUGAGGGAAAAAAGGAAUUUAAUCCAUUUUGGAAUAAGGCUGUAACAUAACAAAAUGUGGAAAAAGUGAAGUGGUAUGAAUACUUAACGGAUGCACUGUAUAUGACAUGAUUAAUCACAUAACAUCAGGUUACAGUAAAGUAAGUUCUGACCGUGAACUUCUGUUUCUCUUUGUCUGCUUAUCUUUCUCUCUUGUCUGUCUCUCCCUCUGAGCAUACAGCUGUAUUUUACAUGUGAAUUCAAACUGAGGAGCAGUUUUUAAGGUAGAUUGUUUCAUUAAAGCCUAACCCUAAAACAAACAAACCAUAGAGCUACAGCAAACUUCCUGAAGACUGAAUAUUAUGCAUCUAUUAUUUUGGUGUAACAAUUGUACCUAAUAAGAGUAGAUGACAUGCCUCUCUAAACCUCUCAGAAUAAAACCAAACGUAAUAGCUUUUGUAGAAUUCAUGCAUUCAGAUAAUGGGUAGUUUGGGGCCUAGUUUUGGGGCAAAAGGAAAGAUAACUCAAACAACACACAGCCUGUGGGACUCCCUUUGAGAGCACACAUCAGAACUUUAAAGCAUUGCAGCAAACAUACUGGCUGUCUGGGCAGCUUGUGUAAAACAGAUUAUGUCCCUUGUACAGGAGUUUUAAUGUUUGAGAAACUCCUCUGUCACAGACAUGUGUUUUGCUUCUGAAUAUGCCAUUUUAGUUUUUGCUCUACAAUUAUUUUGUAACCCCUCAAAAAUAGGGUCAGGACCCCAAGCUUGAAGAACCACCGUUUUAAAUCAGUGGUUAAGGAGUAAAAACUAACAACACUUCAGUUUUCUGAUGUGGUUAAGGAGUAAAAACUAACGACACUUCAGUUUUCUGAUGUUUGGAGAAAUUUUUAUAUUUAUCUUCCUGUUCCUUUUUUCCAGGACGUUCUGCCGGGGACAGAGCUGAGGGUCUGGUAUGGAGCUUUCUAUGCUAAGAAGAUGGAGAGGUCCAUGCUGAAGCCUCCUCUUGAACCACCACCACCACCAGCAGGUAGGUGACUGCGCCUUUUCCCUAUUCUCACUGGUGGUUUUUUCAAUUUUAUAGUCAGUUUUAUUCUGAAGAAUAAUUCUUCUUUCAUUUUUAUUUAAAUCAACCCCCCCCCACACACACACAUACACACACACACACGCCCUAGGUAAACCUUUUAUCAGCUAUCAGGACAAAUCUUAGUGAGUGUAACCCAUGAAGACCUGAACCCUGUCUGACACACGCCUCUGAAAUCCUGAGGGCAAUUUUGAGAAGGGCCCCAAGAUCCUGAGGUUAGUGUUAGGGUUAGGGUUGAGGUUUACAAAAAGCUGAUAUCUCGGCCUCUGUAGCAGAUAGAAACAAAAUUCAAAAAAGUAUUUGAGAGCUUCCACAUGUGGCUUUCAAGAUAACUUUCUUUUAUUUUUCAGAACCUUUAUCACAUUUUUUAAAACUUUGAACAAACAAACUCAAAUGAAGAGACUUUGCACUGGAGAAUAACGAAAUUAUUUGCCUUCUAUCAAACAAGUGGCAGUCAUGAUAAAGUGUCCAUUCAAUACAAAUGUAAAUAUAAAAAAAUAAGGAUUUGAAAGGGUAUGCAGCUGCCUUAGUAUAGUGUCAGUACAAAAGCAGCACUAAAAACUAAAUAAAUAAAUAAAUGAGUGGCUGACGGUGUGGUCAUCUUCGUGCGCAUCCAAAGUCAUACAACACUCACAGAAAUCGCCGAUAGUGUAGAUAAGUGUGAAGCACUCAAUAUGAAGAGGUUGGAUGCUGCUGGAUGCUUCUCCUCCAAAGCUGCUCUCUGUCUCCGUUGUUGCUUACUUUCCUCAUGAAGUAUGUAACAAGAUCCGAGCAUGAAUCCGAUCGCUUUAUUAAGCUUUAUUAGCCAAUCAGAGGUAGACAGGUAUUGACGAUUUGAUUCACCACGACUCCAGGAAUGAUUGAAAAACUACAGAAUGUUACAAAAUGAUAUAUCCACGCUCCCGGCUUGAAGGGUAGAAAUGUGCAGCAGCGCCGCUGGCUUUGGAGGUUGAAAUGCGUACAUGCUUCUCCUGGCUUGAAGGGUAGAAAUGCGUACAUGCGCCCGGCUUUCCGAGUAGAAAUGCGCAGCUCGUUCCCGGCUUGGAAGGUUGAAAUGCGUGCAUGCUGUCCCGGUUUAAAUGGGUUAAUGUCUGUUGCUCUUGGCAAUUUGCAUUUGCUUCUGAAUUCAUCAAACUUUUGAAUUCUUUUAACCUGACACAAUAUGUGAAGGCCCCCAGUGGUGCUGAAGAGCACUUGAUCUUGUGGUCACCCAUGGCCUUUAAAUAGAUGGUGUAAACUUGGCAGAUUUUCUUGUCUCUGACCACAUGGCUGUGCUUUUCCAUAUUCCACUCCUCUCUCCUGACCCCAAGCACACUGCUAUGACUUGCUCACAACCCCUGACUGUUCUCAGUAUCUGUGAGGCUUUUACUGCCACUAAUACAAGUCUUUUUAGCGGUCAUCAUGGCUCCUCUGUAGAUGAUCUAGUCAACAUUUUUAACAGCUCCUGUACCAGUAUUUUGGAGUCCAUUUUCCCUAGUUGUUUUAGAAAGCCUAAAACCUCUGCCUUUGCUGAAUGAGGAACUGAUGACUGUAAGGAGGCAAUGCAGAGAAGCAGAGAGAAAGUAGAAAAAAGACAAAUCAAGUGUUUCCCUUAAAAACCUUUUGUUCAUGUACCAGAGCAAAGUCAAAGGAACAAGGAAUUCCUUCUCUUCACGGGUCAUUGCUAAUCACUGUCAUAACCCCAGAGUCUCAAUUAAAUCUGUCAAAUCUGUGAUCAGUCUUCCACCAUGUCACUCCGCUGAACAAUUUCAAAUUUAUUUCUCCAACAAAGUCAAACAGAUUCAACAUUUAAUCUCUGGAAUCAUGUGAGACUUAAUCUGACUCAGGCCCUCCUUUAACCACUUCAGUGGGAUCUUAGUAGUAACCCUAAAAUGCAUUCUUGCACAGUCUGAAUCAUCCACCUGCCUUGCAGGCUGCUUACCAACCUGCUUUGUAAAAGCUGAGAAUCAAGCAGGUGGUCCUGAUAUUUCAAGUCUUUCAUCUUGGGGGUCCCCAUCUAUUCAAACAUGCUAUAGUUUACCCCCUUUCUAGAGCCCUUUGUUCUCAGCAGUUACAGGCCUGUCUCUAAACUGUCCACACAGCUGAUUUCUUCGAUGAAGAUAAUCAGAUCUUUGCAAAAGUUUAAUCUGGUUUUUUCAGCUCUGUAAAAAAACAGCGCUGUAAAUGUCCAAGUUGAGGUCUCUAAUGACUGAUGGCUUGCAGCUGGUUCUGGCUUGUAUUCUAUACUAAUUCUUCUUUUUUUGUGAAAGUUGUCUUGGUGAACAACAAAGCACCUAAUGUUUUUGAGAAAGUCUCACACAGAAUGAAGAACCCUCACACUCCCCCUGACAAAGAGACCAUAACUCAUGUUCAGGUUUUGGAAACUUUGUUUAGGGGAAAAAAAACAGACUGAAUAGCAAUCAGGUGAUAUGUCAACAAGCGGCUGAUAAAAAUGAAGCUGGACUUUCAGCUAAAGGAUCUAAAUGCUGCUCUAGUUUUCUUUCAUUUUGAAAUUGCUCACACUCUAAAAUACUGUAGCAGUUAGGAGACAAAUGACACAAAAAGGGGUUUGUUAAAGCUGAGGUUGAUAAUUUUUUUUCCAGCACUGUUAUUGAAAAUGUUUUUCUUAUCUUCCUUGUUAGGGGAAAAAAAGAGAGUCAUUGCCCCAGUUGGACUGUCAUUAAUGAGACAAGAGUGAAUUAAAAUGUCCAGAUUUUCUGUCUUUGACUCAGAUGUGACGUCUUCCUCUGCUAACAAUGAGGCUGCAGUGAAAACUGGGACCCUUGUGCCUCUAACAGCCAAAGAGGACAGUACAGGUGAGACCACAUGGAACAUUAACCUGCUGUUUCUGAACAUGCCACUAACAAUAGAUGAAACUGUUAAGGGUUGGCAGUAGACAGACAGACCUAACAUGAGUCUGUCCGUUGUGUCCUUGGGCAAGACACUUAGCCCACCUUGCUCCCAGUGUGUGUCCUCCACUGGUGUAUGAUUGUGAGUGUUGUAUGGUGGUGGUGGUCGGAGAGGCCAUAGGCGCAAACUGGCAGCCAUGUUUCCGUCAGUGAGCAGCUGUGACUACUAAGGCAUAUUACCACCAACAAGGUGUGACUAUGUGAGCGAAUGAAUGAUGUAGUGCACUGUGAAGCUCUUUGAGGGUCUCUGAUAAAGAGCUUAUGAAAUCUGAUGCAUUAUUAUUAUUCACCUGUACAGGAUAGUGCUUAGCAGAGCUAAUGCUGAGUCAUGCUGGUUUGCUCUGAUUCCCCUGCCUUUUUUUGAUAACAGGCAACAUGCUGAGUCAUCUUGAUGAGGUAAAGACAGCAACAACACCUCCAAUCAACUCACUUCUGCCUGAAGAAGAGAGCCUGGUGGGUGCUGUUGAAGAGGGGGGCGAGCUACUUCCUGCAGCUCCACCAGGCCCUAGGAGAGGACCAACCCGGGGGAGGAGAGCGAAAGGACACAAGACUGGAGCUGUUGCAUCUGCUUCAGUUAGAAGUAAAGGUAAGAAGGAAGAACAGGAAGUCACAAACAUAUAAAGUUGAUGAGUAGUUGAGUGAUCUCUGCCUGGGAUUUGUGGGUAUGGGUGUGUGAUUGGUCGGUACCAUUAAGCUCAUGGACAGCAGGUGCUCUUAUUCUAUCUUUUGUGUCUUCUGAAGAGCUGUAUGCACCGCAGUCUGUGGAACAGCCCACUCAUUACUUUAUUACAGCCCACUUCCAUUUCCCCGUGCUGGUUCUCAUAGAAAAGCUGCAAAUGGCUUCACCCAGUCCGCCUCAAAAGCUCUCUCCUCUGUUUCAUCUGCACAAAGAAGACUACUGUUGGUCUGUGUCAGUCUAGCUCCAGUCUAGAGUGUGUGUAGGGUGGUGGAGAUGCUCAGCUAAGAGGAAGCACUGGUGGUGGAUAUCAGCUAAACAACUUGAAGACAACUUGCAUUUUACUCCACAGAGGUGAAUCGUAGUCUUCAGGAGGUGGAACAAAGUUGGCUGAAAACUCCUUGUCCUCACCAGAGCCUGGAAAAGAUUUCAUAAACACCAUGUAUCAUGCUCUGUUGGGUGAUAAAGAGAGGAUUGUUAUUGCAUGAUUAUUUUACUCUUUAUGUCUCCUAAAUUUUGUGUAUUGAAAAACGCACAUAUUUCCAGAGUCUAUAAUCUUUAAGUGAAGUUAGUUAAGAGUAAGUAACACAUACUCCGAACAGGUUGAGGCAGGAUCUGCAGACAGUAAUCUGCGAAAUAACUACAAAUACAGCUUCAUCUAUCAGUAUAAAAGGCAAUGGAGAAGGUUUGAUGGCUAAUACCUUGACUGGGACUCUAUAUGUACUGUUGAUGAAGUUAGGUGCUGUUCUGAGCAUUAUUUGUGGCUAUAGAGAGGCUUUUUGGUUGAGGUUUGCAACUGUGUAUUGCUAUUGUGCGGUCAUUACUAAAGUUGGUAUAACUACAGAAGCAAGCGGUCGGCAACAUUCAUCUAUCUCGGGGGUGUCUAACUCGGUGUUACGGUGUGUUUGACCAUGCUGUUUAAUUUAUAUGAUAUCAUAAUACACUUCAACAGCAACUCUCUCCUCAAUUUUCUCUGAAUUUUCUGAUAAGAGAAAACUAGAAGGAGUCAAGAAAAGAUGCACCAAACCCAGCCUAGUCUGCUCUGACCCCAGUGAGCUGGAUGAAGGUGUGUCCAAGGUUAAACAGGGUUGGAGGUUUAUUUGUGUUCAUUGAGGUUUUUACAGAGGAUGCAUUUUUAAGUUUUGAUUUUUUGAGUUGACAUCAGUUUUUUUGGAGAAUGUAUGGACAGUUUUUAUGCUCUGUAUUAAUCUGUGUUGUUUUUUUAUUGAGGAUGUAUUAUGACAGUGUUGAUGCUUAAUUUCAAUUAACGUUUUGUGGACUGAAAAAGAAGUUGCUUUUUCUUGUGCCACUUGUGAUAAGAGCAAAAAUAAGACAACUAUGAUAGCUCCCCAGAACCAAUGAGUAUAAACAAAAAAAAAGGAAAAGAUCAUGAAGGUGAUCAAUAGAAGGAGUCAUAAGUAAAUUCAAAGGCCCUCAUUUAUCAAUCUUGCGCAGAUCUGAGUGCAGAUCUGAGCGCAGGAUUCAUCCUACGAUAGGACACACGUGAGAUUUAUGAAAGGGUUCAUAUCUGACCAAUCCCAGCGUACGUAUGAUCGGGUCUUGGUAAAUGCGGCGUCUGAAAUUGAUCAUCAUUUACAUGUCACGCCCCUAAAUAUUCAUGGUUCAGAAGCCCCGCCCACCGAGGUCAAACAUGAAAGAGGAGAAAUAUUACAAAGAUGCGAAACUUUUCUGAGCUGAAAGUGGAUAUCCUCACAUCUGUGGUGGAAACUCGCGUGGAUUUUCUCUUUUGGAAGCAUCAAAACUGGAAUUUAAGCAGUCCAGAAAACUCCUGUCUGGAGCAGGAUUAUGGUGGUGGUGAACAGCGCUGUUGCACAAUAGUGGACAGUGGCUGAAGUCUGAAUAAAUCAUUAGUCAGUAAGUUGCUCAUGAUGAUAAAUUAAUAUCUCAUACAUGCCUCAUAUUUGUUUAUUGCCAUGACAUAGGGUACAUUGCUCCUAUUAUUGAAAGUAUUUAGUUUUAAUUUGUUGCGUCUUUGUAAUGUAGAGCAGACUGGAGAGUCUGACAGAGGCUGAACAAAAAUGAUUAUUAUUGUCACAAAACGGUGUGUUGCUGCCCCUGAGGCACAUUUUUAUGGAUUUCUAUUGGAUUUUUAUCACUAAUUAAAUAGCAAGAGCACUUUCUAAACUUAUAUUGUACAUCAGAAUCCAUGGAUAAGGUCCUGUCUCCUCUUUACAGCACCUUUGUGAGUCUCUCCUCGUUAUUGUUCUCCGGGCAUCGGGUCCUCACGUUGCACUGGCACAGCCAACGGCACUCCAUUCGCCAGUGCAACAUUGUGCUAAACUGAACUGGCCCAAAUGAUGUCCCACAUCUUUUCAGGAGGGUACAACAACGUCCCCGCUGCUGGGCCAAGAUAGUUUGAUAGAAUAGAGAAUAGAAUAGAAUAGAAUAUUCCUUUAUUGAUCCCCCAUGGGGGAAAUUUUUUUGUCACAGCAGCAUCACAGACAAAGGUAGUGCAAAAUGCAGUUAUAAAAAUAAAGAUCCUAAUAUUAAGAACUUAAUAAAUGUAAUAAUUAAGAAAAAAAUUAGAAAAGGGAAAAAGGGAGAAGAAAAAAAAAAAAACUUUCUACAAUAUACACAAUAUACACAAUUUAAAUGCCAGAAAAAAGUGGUGGUGUAAAUCCAGUUAUUAUUACAGUUUGUUGUAAAGUCUUAUUGCAGAGGGGAGGAAUGACCUGCGGUAGCGCUCCAUCCUGCAAGGUGGGAGUCUCAGUCUGCUGCUGAAGGAGCUGCUUAAGGCCCCCACAGUCUGGUGCAGUGGGUGAGAGGGAUUGUCCAUGAUGGAUACAAGCUUUGCUAACAUCCUCCUCUCACCCACCUCCUCCAGGGAGUCCAAAGAACAGUCCAGGACAGAACUGGCCCUCCUGACCAGUCUAUUCAGUCUCUUCCUGUCCCUCUCGGUGCCCCCUGCCCCCCAGCAGACCACUGCAUAGAAAAGUGCAGAUGCUACCACAGAGUCAUAGAAAGUCCUGAGCAGAGUCCUGCACACUCCAAAAGACCUCAGUCUCCUCAGCAGGUGGAGACGACUUUGGCCCUUCUUGUACAGAAUGUCUGUGUUUGUUGACCAUUCCAGUUUAUUGUUGAGGUGGACACCCAGGAAUCUGUAAGGAGUCAAACGCAGCGCUCCACAGUGGCGCGUGUGCACACAAUGUUAAAACAGCGCUCCUGCUCUGUGGCAGUGUUUCUGGGCAGAGUUAUCAAAUAGGAAUAUUCACUAAGGACAUAACAAAUUUAUUUUAUUAAAUUUGAUUUACGUCUUAAUCUUCAAUGAAAUCUGGCUGAUUGUGCUUAAUGACAUGUUUGAGGUUUGUUUAUCAAUUAUUUUGAGACAGACAUUCGCUGCACUGCAGAUUCACACUGCCUCAAACUUGUGUACACAAUGUCAGACCUGUUGUGAGAUUUGGUCGUAGCGUACACUCACGUGCAGAUUGAUAAAUGCCGAUCCUCACGUCAAAAGUUUUGUACGCAAGGUGUACGCAAGUUUUCUGCCGUACACAAGCUUGAUAAAUGAGGGCCAUUGUGUUUAUGUUAGGGUGAAUUUUGCGUCUCAUUGAGUUCAUCAUUUUGGCUCAGGUAUUUUCUCUGUAGUCUGUUUUAAAGGGUCCAAAGAAGUAAAUGCUUUAACUGUUCUUUAUGAAAUGCUCACUGGUCUAAGCACAAAGAAAACCACUAUCAGUCCUUAGAUCCUCAUUGCUAAACUUGGUGUUGCAACUAUCUCUUUUUGAUGUAUUUCUGACAGGUGCUGAUGUGAAGCCUCCAGUGCAGAGCUCAGAGCCAACAGCAUCGGAGAGCAGCAGCAAACUGCUGAGCGCUCCAGACAACACAGCCAUUAUGAAGAGACACAAAGUCAGAGAGCACAAGAGAGUGUACCGCUGCUCGCUCUGCAGCAAGGUCUUCCAGAACAGCAGCAACCUCAACAGACACAUCCGAUCUCAUGGUACGUGAACCACUGAUUCACCUAGAUUCACUGUCUCUUUCUGAGACUCACACAAUGGCUCUCAUUCAUGAAAUGUUUGUAAAUUUAUGUGUAGUUAAAGAUUUUAUAUGGCACUUAAAAACUUCUCUGGAUUCAUGAAUGCUGUGGAAACUCCUGAUUUGAUCGUGAACAUGUAAGUUCAUGAACGCCAAAUGAUGGUGUAUAGUGACAGUGUGCACACUAGCACUUUACACCAUCAUAAAAUAAUUAGGCCUUCGUAAAUUAUUCCACGAGUAUGGAUUUGUGGAUUACGAAUGCACAUGCUUGAAUCAGCGCAUAGCUUUUUUUAUUGAUCUGACACAUGAGGGCUCCUUAAACGUGCAAGUAUGUAAACACGUUAUAUUCUCUCCCUGCUCCGUCCUCCAAACCAGUUCCACCUGAGCUGCCAUGUGAUGUUGUCUGCCUCACCAGGCCACAGAGCCCCAGCACUGAGUAAUCAAUAUUUGAUCAUCACUGAACACGUGUAAAACACACAUAUAAAACAACCUCUUUCAGAUUUUUAUUCUACCUGUAGUUCAAAUCUGCUUAUUGCCAAACACUUUUGUUAAAUGUGUUAGAUAUUGAUUGUUAUGGUCAUGUUUAAAUGAUAUUUAUAAAGGUUUCUGCCUAUUGUAAACAUACCAGAUCACAGUGAUAAGAAUUAAAAUAUAGAAUGUGAUAAUUCUCACACCAACUCAAACGGAAUUUUUUAGUAGCUAUAAACAAACAAACCUGGACUACUAAAACUGAUGAAUGAAGGUUUGCCUGUAAAUUUUUUUCUGCUCCCAUUUAAUGAAUAAGACCCAUUGCCGUAGGCGCAAAAUGGCAGCCACGUUUCCGUCAGUCUACCCCAGGGCAGCUGUGACUACGUAGGUAGUUUACCACCACCAAAGUGUGACUGUGUGAGUGAAUGAAUGAUGUAUCUAUCCAAUGUAAAGCGCUUUGAGGGUCUCUGAUAAAGUGCUAUAUGAAAUCUGAUGCAUUAUUAUUAUUAUUAUUAUUAUUAUUAUUAUUGCAUGUCGUGUUCGAUAAGUAAAUUCUCAUACCAUCUUUAUUGCUACAAAAAGGCUCAAAAUUUACCUAACAGAGAGGGUCCCAACAAGCUCAUAAUUUCUUUCUAGUAAGAUCAAUUUUCAACACUGGAUAACUGAAAACAUUCAAACUACUGAAGCCGCCUUAUAUUGGCCAAGCUCUGUCUUUACACCACAAUUGUUUUCCUCAAACGCCAGACAGUUCCCAGGUGGAAGUGAGGAAGGUAGGGAGCAGCGAGGGCUGCAGCCCCCUCUGGUGGUGGCUUUGGCCCCUGAAUUAUCUAAAAAAGAAGUCAGACUUUUCAAGGUUGUGUAUUGUUUUGGUGUUUGAGAGCUUUGCAAAAUGUUCCUGGCAAUUAUUUUAGUAAUUCACAUAUACAUCUAAUAUUUAAAUCUUAAAUCCAUACAGUUUAAUUGUUUUUUUGACUUCCAAUCAGAUAUGUAGUGAGAAAGAGACAAAGGGAUUCCGAUGGUCCUCAAACAUCUUUAGUAAUUUGGCAUCACCUAUCACUGCUUGAACCAGGGUGCUCUUGUAUUCACUUUUCAACUCCUUCCAUUCGGCUUCAUAUCCAUCAUUCCAUCAAAUAAUUAGAGAUUUUCAACUGGGAUGCAUGAUAAUAGUCCUUUAAAUUAGGGAGAGACAAAUAUUGAGAUUUGCAUAUAAAGUUUAUGAAAUUGACCAGUUGGCUCUUAAAAUGGUAAUGACAUGAAAAGAUACAGCAGCCAAGGUGAUAGAGACGUUUAGAUAAUAUUAAUCCCUGCACUUGAACUCAGAUGAGAAGCUAACCAACUACUGAGCUCUUCUUUGGUGUUCUUGUUUACUGUUUAAUAAUUUGACCUGCAUAAAUUAUUAGGACAUUAUGUUUACCUCUCCCAGAUGUUUAAUUGCUCUUUUAGACCAGUCAGACCACCCUCUCCAGAGGCUUUACGUCAUAUACUUAGAAAAUAGAUGUAGGGGACGGAAUCAUGUUUUGCCCCACCCUCUACAUCUAUUUUCUAAGUGUAUGACAUAUACGUUUGAAUCUACGCAUACAUCUAGUUACAAACAUUGUAACUUUGCAGUUUUAGUUGUAAAUGUCGUGCAGCCAGGGCUGAGCUGAGGUCAAUGUGAAGUGACGCUGUCAGCAAAUUGCACAUGGGGGCAGGGUUCUGGCUCUGCAGCCAAUCAAAUUAUCUAUUUUACCUACUUACUGCAUUAUUCGAUCAGUUAAGAAGAUGUCUCAUGGUGGUUUAGGUAAUAGGUGUCAUCUUUGUCAUACAUCAGGCUAAUAUUCAAGCUGCCUCCUGUGGGACAUAUAAAGUUUUGUAUGGGCCAUGUCUGGCCUGAGGGCCUCUAGUUGACUAGACCUGCUCUAAAAGGGAACAUUGGGACCAUUGCAGUCUAGCUCUUGUUGAGGAAACUUUUUUUUACUUUUUUGGUCAUGUAGUUCCUAAAAUAUGUCAAAAUGGGCCCUAGGGUUAAAUCAGCAGUGAGCAUCAAAUGUGAAACAUGUAUUUUAUAAUCUUUCCCUGUAUCGAACUCACAGGUGAUAAGCUCUUCAAAUGUGACGAAUGUGACAAGCUGUUCAGCCGCAAGGAGAGUCUAAAGCAGCACAUCUCUUACAAGCACAGCAAGAACAUGGUGAGUAACACUCCUCACUUUUACCAUCCCCUACUUUUACCCUCUAAACUAGUGUGUUGUUUUUCAUUUCUGUGCCCAUGCAGCCUGACAUGGAGUACAAAUAUAAGUGCAACACAUGUGACAAAUCCUUCCGCCUGGAAAAUGCCUUAAAGUUCCACAACUGCCGCACAGGUAAGGAUGUGUUUUCUUUGUAUUUUUUUAAGUUCUUUCCUUUCUUCUUUAAAAGCCUCUAUGUUGAAAUGUACGCACAUUAAUUCUCAUUAGACACACUAGGUAGACUGUUAAACACAUUCAUAGGAUGGAAUAGAGUUCACAUCCAUCGUGGCUUCACCCUACACAGACUGUAAGAGGUGGUAGGCAUGCACAGCUGAUAAGGAGUUAACCAUAUGCUGCUGGAUAGGCACCAGCUCUUUAUGUUAGCUGUUAGCUUCAGCUACAUGUCUGUCCAAACAAAGACAGUCAAUGAAAUAACCAAAUGGUUACAGAGAUCCAAAUCACAUAAAACAAUGCCAAACAAGCAUUGACCAUACACCCUGUAAAGAGAGCAGAUGUCUCCAGCUCUGAUUUAAGUGCUGCUACAGCUGCAUCCAUGCUUGUCUCUUCAUGGAUUGGUCCAAUCAAUCUCUGACCCAUAACAAGUGUGUCGGUUUGAAGCUGCCCCUUGACAGACAUAAAAUCCCCCUUUUCCUUUUAGAUGACAAGACCUUCCAGUGCGACAUCUGCUCGCGGUUCUUCUCCACAAACAGCAACCUGUCCAAGCACAAAAAGAAGCAUGGAGAGAAGCUCUAUUCCUGUGAAAUCUGCAACAAGAUGUUCUAUCGUAAAGAUGUGAUGCAAGAGCACCACAGGAGGCACGGAGUAGGUAAGUCUCAUAGGAGCACACAGCAAGGCUUUGUUUGUCUUGGUGUUUGAGAUUCUUCAUUUUCUGUAAAGUCUUCACUGGACAUUUGGUGUGUCUUUGUGUUUCUUACUUGCAGCAGAACCUCACAUGAUGCUGCAUAUUAGAGUUCUUUAAUCAGACUGAAAGCUCUUUGCUGAACUAUAGAACCAUGCUGUGUCUCUGCAGGAUCAAAGCACAUGAAGAGAGAGGAGCAGGAGGCUAACGGAGAAGAAGGAACCAAGUACAGGAAGGAACCAUCACCCUGCCCCAUCUGUGGGAAGGUGGGCACUCAGCACCCACACAGUGUGGCAGCAGGUUCAACUGCUCGCUGCAUAUCCAGGGGAUAGAGGAUGCACUGUGGAUGUUCAGUGUGUGUGUGUUUGUGUGUGUGCCUACACAGGUCUUCUCCUGCAGGAGUAACAUGAAUAAGCACCUGUUGACUCACGGUGACAAAAAGUAUACCUGUGAGAUCUGUGCUCGAAAAUUCUUCCGCGUGGACGUCCUCAGAGAUCACAUCCAUGUUCACUUCAAGGUGAGACAGAUCAGAUCAAAUCAAAUCAAAUUUUAUUGAUAAAGCGUCAGUUCACAACAGUCGUUAUCCCAAGACGCUUUCCAAAGAAAAAGAGCAAGUCUAGACCUCGCUCAUUGUUUGAUGAAUUAUCAAGACCAAACCUUAAGAUGGGACAGAUUUGACCCAUCUCAUCAAACAUGAGCGGCAGUGGCAAGGAAAAACUUACUUUAAACAGGCAGAAACCUUGGGAAGGACCAGACUCAUGCUAGACAGCCACCAAGCUGCUGCUGGGUUAAGGAGAAACACAAAGAGCUAAGGAGGGAGAGAGAGAGAGGAGUAGGAGAGAGGGCAGGGGGAGAGAAAGAGGACAAGGGAGAAGGAAGGAGGGAGAGAAUGAGCAAGGGAGAGAGGGUGAGAGAAAAGAGAACGAGGGUGUGAGAGAGAGAGAAAGAGAGAAAGAGAGACAGGGGACAGCAGCAGCAGCUUUAAAACAACAGCACCAACAACAGCUCAUACAGAGUUGUGGUUGCAGAGCAAGUAAAGAUGAAACAAUAUGGAUUAAGUUUACAGGAUUAGGAUAUAAGUAACUAUGGACUAUGUUAAAUUAAUCUAAUGUGAUUAAAGUUGGCAGGUCCAAUGGCAGUUUGCUCUAGCUUUAUGACAGAGCAGAUGCUGGGACUCUACAGUGGCAGUGAAGCCCAGUCUACAGACCCUCAGUUUGUUUUUGCUGCCUGAUAACCACAAUACCAGGUCAGGAAAUGUCUGCUAAUCACCAAGCCAGCCUAUCCUGUUCUGAUGUUUAAGUUAAACUUUGAAACUCUUCUGAUUGGUCAAUGAACAGCUGAUCAGAGUAGCAGUUUUUGAAUGGGACAGUUUUUUAAUUUCAUUGGUAGAAUUUUAACACAACUCAUGACACAAUGACAUUCAUUUGUUUUUUUUUCCUUAUUUACAUAGAGCAUCUUUAUUCUGUGUGGUUUUUAAUCCGUUGUCUCUAUGUCAGGUCAGCACUUGUCACAGAAUCAAACAGGAAAAGUAGAGAUCGGGCUUUGGGAAACCAGGUUAGACUACCCUCAAUUGUUCAGUCUUGAAUGGCUGUUUUCUUUUUAGGACAUAGCUUUAAUGGAUGAGCAGGAGAGAGAAGGCUUCAUCAGGAAGAUCGGCAUUUCAGCAGAUGACAGCGAUGAAACCGAUGAUGAUGAAGAGGAAGAGGACCCAGAGCACCACAAGUACAACUGCAAGAAAUGUCAGGUGAGGUUUUUCCAGACAGACCUGCAUGCUUCUACUCAAACACUUGAGAUUCUACUUCAGUAAUGUUAAUAUCAACCAAACAGACAGGUUGGAGGUCAGUUCCUGUUCAGAUGGGGACUAGGAUUCAAGUGUUUUUCUUUGACCUCAUUCUGUUGAGCACAGGAUAAACUCCCACCAGCUUUUCAUGCCUAAACUAAAUCCUGUGGUCAAGUUUCACUGUCCUAAAUUGGUGGACUCCUUCUUCCUAGCUGUCAUUUGCAAAGGGCAGAGAGUACCUGAAGCACAUCAUGGAGCAGCACAAGGAGAGAGGCUACGGCUGUGGGAUCUGUAACAGACGCUUCGCUCUGAAGGCCACCUACAAUGCUCACCUGGUCAUCCACAGAGAGCAGCUGCCCGACCCUGCAGUGCAGAAGUAAGACUACAUAACUCAGCCCUCCUUUUAUAUCCUGCUCUUUUUUGUAUAUUCAAGCUUUUACUCAGAUCAUGGACAAGGAUGGAUGCCAUCUGCUGUCAUACUAACUGGUUGAAGAACUAUUACAGAUGUUAUUUUAUUAAGUGUGCUAAAAGAUGGGCUGUGUCAAAGCUAUGAACAAUGUUUAAUCCUAGACUGACUUUUAAUCCUAUUCCAGUGAGAAAACAUGACAUAAUCGACAAAGUGGGGUUUCGAUCUGCUCUUUGUGUGACAUGUCUUAUGUAGGUAAAGGUAGACUGAUAACUCUGUUAGGCAGUUAAUCAGGCUGAUGAAUGACAUUUAGAAAUCAGCAUCUGUGAUGAUGCCUGCACUCAUGAGGCUGAUUAAAAAUGAAGCAAUGUCAUCAGACAUCCGAGGCAACUUUGUCAGUAGGGCUGCUGUCCAGCAAUGUUGGGAAGAUGGUAAAAAGUGAGUUCUGAGCCCUUUGCCUUAAACUCUCAUGCACGCUUAUAUGAAUGUUUUCCUAAUGUCCUCAGCCAUCAAACCUGUUAUGAUUUAGUGAUUCCUAAAUGAUAGCAGGUUUUUGCUAUACUAAAUGAUGGCAUUUAAAAAUCAAAGUAUAGAGCAUAAACCAUCAGGAUGUGUGUACAACAUGUUCCAUCAGAGUCCCACUCAACACAGCAUAUACGUCCCAUUCUAGUCACUGCUCAGUGUUACACAGGAACGGCUGUGGUUCAUCUCUGCUCUGCCCAAGAAGCAUCUCAUAUGUAAAGAAAUCUGCACCAAGUCUAUUUUCAAUGGAGCACGCUUUAACCUGCACAGAAUAGAUCGUCCUAGACAGGAUAUCAAGCAGGGAGAGGGGCAUGUCAUCCAGUAAAUUUCAAAAUGAAACAACAUAUGUGGACUCCCGACUGUUUAUCAAUUCAUGUAGAUGAGAAAAACUUUCUGGUUAUGGAUUUAUCAGUAACACAGAGCAACUCGAUGGUCAAUCCCUGAUCCGUGUGGACCACAACAGGACUUUUAGCUGCUAACUUUGUCUGAAGUUAACAGCACAACAAAGUGGGACAUAGUUUAUUUCAUUAAAUACAAGUAAACCUGCAAAAAUCCAAACUUUAAAACCAUGUUGCUUGUUCACAUACAGUAGAAGCUCAACAGUCACAGAAUAAAAUACAAAUGAGCAGGAAAUAGAACACUAACAGGUAAAACAACCUGUUGUGAGCAUGUUGUUUCCUCUAUACUGAUUCAGCUGCUCUUGACUGUGUGAUGCUUCAACAAACUUUCAGUGGGCAAGCAUGUGAGCCUUCAGACAGAGCCGGAACAUGAACUGUAGGCUUUGAGCAUUACUGGCCUCUGUUUCAUAUAAAUUUUGUGCAUCAUAGAAUAAUGGUUGAAAUGCUUGAGAAUGAUUGAUGACUAACUUGGAGAUGAAUUGAAAUGGUUUUGAAAAGGUCUCUGUUGAGGAUGACUGAGACCUCUGAUACUGUGAUACUGAAGCUAGAGGAUAAUAGUCUAAUAAUUCAAAACAGAAAGAGUUAUCUCAACAUGAAGUAGUCACUCUAAUCAUUUCCCAUCUGUUUAAAAGGUACAUCCAUCCAUGUGAGAUCUGCGGCCGGAUCUUCAACAGCAUCGGUAACCUGGAAAGGCACAAGAUCAUCCACACAGGUAAAGCUCCGCCUCUAGGUUCCCUUUAAAAUGCUCGCCUUUGUUUAAACCCUAUAUAGCCCCGUGAAAGGGCUCCAGGUCAGCUGCUCUAUUCUCCACAGUAAUGUUGUGUCUGUAUGUGUCUGUGUCCUUGUGUGAUUGUUCAGGAGUCAAAAGCCACAGCUGUGAUAAAUGUAACAAAUCAUUCGCAAGAAAGGACAUGCUGAAGGAGCACCUGAGGGUUCAUGAUGACAUCAGAGACUUCCUGUGCGCUGAGUGUGGGAAAGGUGAGGACCUUGCAGUACUUUAUCUCCACCACCCACCCUGUAAAACUCCACUGUAAACAGUCAAUGUCCGGAUUGUCGCCCUGUUGAAGAGAUAUUUUUUUAUCCUGUGUAGGCAUGAAGACCAAGCAUGCUCUGAGGCAUCACAUGAAGCUUCACAAGGGCAUCAAAGAGUACGAGUGUAAGGAGUGUAACCGCAAGUUUGCUCAGAAGGUCAACAUGCUGAAACACUACAAGAGACACACAGGUGAGGACAACCUGUGACAACGAAGGAGAGGGGAAAAGCAGCACUGGCAGCAGAACACGUCCACUAUCCACACGUCAAAUGACCUUGGCCAGAUUUUUCAGACAUGUGCAAAGUUAUCCACCCAGAAUAUUUCCUACUAUCCCUAUCAUUUCAGGGCAAAGUCCUGGUGAGCUCAUGUGAGAGCCCUCUGAAAUACAGCCAAUCAGAGUCCAGUCUAGAACCUCUUGCUUCACUAAACCAUGUGACCUUUAACUCUGUUUUUUGAAGGGAACAUGUUUAUCUAUAAUCUCAACAGACCAUCAUAAAAAUAUAGCCAUGCAUACUCUGCAUCAUCUUUAAGGUGGAUUUUCUCCCAGUUAACCAGUUAUCAUCUAUUCAGACUACUCCUCACAGUCUUUUUAAAGGUUGAUUUUUCUCUGUUAUUGGACUCUGAAGCUCUUAUUAAGUUUAAAAUAUGUCGAAUCACUAGGUUUAGUUAGUCAGAUAUGUCCUCCUUUCAUGUAGAGGUCCAACCUAUCAGUAAGACAAAGGGGGCAUCCACUAAAACUGGGACUUUUGACUCCCCUGACCCCCCUACACACCACAUGAGCAGGUCUAUAAUGAAGGCCAUGCAGAGGCCCAGACUGUUAAAAAGUGCUGGAUCACUGUUCUGAAGGCAAGUGUUUUUCUUCUUACAUCCAGUUCAGCCAAAAUAAGCUCACUGCACCUGAAAACUGUCUCUGUUUAUAGGCACGUCAACACUUCCUUAUAAGCAGGGAUGUAGGCUGGAGUGUUCUGUCAGCUUACAGUUGACUGACAUCCUUGAACCCAAACACAUGCUGACAGUCAAAUCUGUGUUCUCCACUGUGUUCAUGAAUCCAGUGUAAGGUCUUCAUACCAAGGACUUUUAUUGUGAAAAGCACCCAGAGAGAGUAAGCAUAUUUCAAUUUUUUUUAACAGUGGUAGUCACGGGUAUACUGAGUCGAUAAACUGUCUGUCUGGCUGUAAAAACUGGCAGAGCAGAUCUUCUAUUUUCUAAAUUGACCCUGUGGCAGUCUGAAAGCUCUGAAUGGCUGACACUCUUGAUGAAAUGGAUGUCAAGCCUUAGCUGUGUGUGAGACUCAUGAAUGAGUCCUGUCCUUGGUUGUGAUGUGUGAGCAGAGUAGACACAGCCCAGUGCAGUAAAACCCAUCAAAGUCUAUGCUGGUUUACUAAAACAAGUGCACUUGCACACACACACACACCCACACACACACACACACACACACACACACAUAUAUAUUCCAUAAAUGAAACAAGAGGUGCGUGUCUUUUGAGUGGAGGAAGGCCAUCUCUCAAAAUUCAUGGUUUGGAAAACACUGCUCAGAUCCUGACUCAGCUUUCUGGUAGUUUAUUAGCAUUUACUGUUUGAUAUACACUGGGACCUGAUUAUCAUUCUGACAGUCUGUACACUGACACUCGUGUGAUAAUAUCUACCCAUAAUUCUCUCUCUGCUGAGCUCCCACACUCCAGCAGCCCCAACAUCAACAACCGUACACACAGCACUGCGUGUACCUUACCUCCAUCCUCUCUCUCUUUCUCUCUCACUGGCUUUACCACACACACUUGGGCACACAGCUGUUAACCAACAGAGCCAUAGCACUAGUAUAAUACACUGUUAAAGGCAGGCAGAUCCAUAGGUGAAUCACAACACAAAGAUCAUAGGUAACCAUUCUCUGUAUCAUCUUCACCUCACACUUGAUCAUAAUUGAGGUAUACCCAGGCAGUCAUGCAAUUAUGUUCAUAAUACAAGAAGAUCUCUCAAAAGCACAUGAAUAGAAAUCCUGAAUUUGAAUGUGUUGUUGUCAAAUAUACUGACUCUGCUUUAAGGAUAAAACAUCACACCACUCUAAUAUUCAAAAGACUCUUAUGGGUAAAGACAUCUGAGAUAAGCAUUUCCAAUAUUACCAGGACUUUUUCAGGAAAUGCCGUGCAUUAUACAAAAAUAUCUAUAUAUUGAAUGAAGGAGCUUUUGAUUGAUGAAAAAACUGGAUUAACUCUAUUAGGUCAAAUUCUUGACUUGUGGACCACCUAAGAGAAUGAGAUGAAGACCAUUUUAUUGCAAAUAUUGUAUACAGACAGAAAGUUAUCAUGUCCAGGCCAUCAAACCUAUGCAUUAGACCCUUUAUAGUUCAUAUCUCCUGUCUGUGUCAAAGGACGGGAACAAUUAUUCAAGAAUUUAUAGCCCAGGGCUGAAUUUCCCUGUCUCCUCUCUAGAGACCAAAUAUAAGUCUUACAUGUGGGGUGUGUCAGAGCUGAGGUGACAGGAGUGCAUUUGUAGAACUAUGAGUUCAUCAUAAUCCUCUUUUUCCUGUUGCUCCCCUAACUGUGUGCCUGCAGGUAUCAAAGACUUCAUGUGUGAACUAUGUGGGAAGACUUUCAGUGAGAGGACAACUCUGGAAACACACAAACUCAUCCACACAGGCAAGUAUUUUUAAGUCAGAUCCUGUUUUAAACAAAAAGUCCCAAACAGUGAAAAUUGCAGACACUGACAAGCUCCUCCCACUGAGUGAUACAGACACUGACAGUCUUCACACCGACCUUAACAGUUACUGGCACCUCCCCACACUGAUCAUUACGCACACUGACAGUGCCUCACACGGACACUCCACAUUGACUUAUCAGUGCUAACAGUAACUUGAUGAUGGCAGAUGAAUGAAAAAGGUCAAUUCCCUCCUCUUCCUCUCUCAUUGCAGUGGGGAAGACAUGGACGUGUGCUACAUGUGAUAAAAAAUACCUGACAGAGUACAUGCUGCAGAAGCACGUCCAUCUGACCCAUGAGAAGGUGGAGGCUCAGUCCUGUCAUCUGUGUGGUACCAAAGUGUCCACAAGAGCUUCCAUGAACCGACACCUGAGACGCAAACACCCCGAGGUAAGAACAGCCACGUUUGAAAACAACCCAAAUCCAUAAACCUUUCAAAGCUUCUCCUGAUCCUAGCAACUGCUUUCUAUCUAAGUCUGAAUUUUUCCUCCUGCAGGUGGCGUCUGCACGGAUUGACGAGUUUGAUGAUCUGCAGGAACCUUCAACAAUCAACGAUUCAUCCAUCAGCAUUGUGCAGGUUAGAUGACACUCCUCUCAGGCCAACCAGCAAUGACACUGUGACUUAUAACAGUCCUAGUAACACUGUUUUAAAGUUUCGUUUUGAGCCUUUUUUUUCCACCAAUUGAGAUUGACAUUAGAACUGAAGAGGAACAGGGAGAUGGUGAGAAGAUAGUGGGGGUAGAAAUGCAGCAAAGAGUUGUAGACAGGAGUGGGACAGAGACCGCUGCAACAAGGACUGUAGUCUCUGUUUUUAUUUGAAAUGCUUGCACAUCUAUGUAUCAUAGGACGGGUGUGUGAGAAAGACCAGAGCAUCUGUUACUGUGAUGGCUGAUUACCAUUAUAGUAACAGGCCUGAGUUGAUAAAACAUAAAAGUCAACAUCCUGGCUAAGAGUGAACUGGACAUCAAGCAAAACAAGCAAUCAAAAAUUCCUGUUGUAAUAAUAAACAAAAUGAAGAUUAAGAUGUAGCUUCGUCAGAGUGUAGUAGAGCUACAGUUCAAAAAAAGAAGAAAAAAAUCACAAAUUAGAUAGGAACAUAUGAGUGCUUUGAUUUAAGAGUAGUCACUAUAUAGACUCAAAACUGUGUCAUAGAAGUUGGUCAUCUAGAUGAAGAAAAGUCUCAUCAACAGGUUAUCAACUCGUAUAUGAGACACAAACUGUUUCCCUGAAGGGUGAUUUUACUGGAUAAAUAUUGUGUAGGGAUUAAUCUGCAGAGAGAUGCUCCAAAUAUUUGUAUAAAGGCUCAUUUAAAUGUAUGCAGACAGCACAGGAGGCAGGCUUUGUGUCCUUCUGGCUCACUUGCUCUGGUUUGGUGGGCACAAAAUCUGCUGACUUUGGUCCAGAGGGCACAAGGAAGCUUACGAUUACAGUUAGCUCUGAGUCUGUAAAAUAUGACGACCUGGUGAUGGCAGACUGGUCCCUGUCCAUGAUCAAUCAAUCAAUCAAUCAACUUUAUUUCUAAAGCACAAGGUAGCCAAAGUGCUGUACAAUGACACAUAAAAACAAAUAAAACAAUCAAAGAACAAGAUAAAGCGAGCAGAAAUACAUUAAUGCAAAAGAAUAAAUAAGUAUAUAAAUAAGCAGGCUCACGGCAAGUGCUAAGAUGAUAAAAAACAAAAUAACACUACAAUGCAUCAAAAGCCAAGGAGUAAAAGUGUGAUGGUCUCACAGCAGGACCAAGGCCUUUCUCAUCUGAACACAUUUGUGAUAACUCUGGGAUGAUUAAUCAAGUUGAAAUCCUACGUCAUGGGCCCACUCUGAGUGAUUUCCUUUGGUGAGAUCGGUGAAGACAGAUAAUUUUACAGUUCCAUGAGUCUGUUGACCUUUCCUCAUCAAGCAGCUCUCUGUGUCAUAAAGUAAAAAAAACAGUUGGUACCACUGUAUCUGAGCGUCCUCUUUGUGUACUAUCAUCAGUGUGACAACCAACUGAAGACAUAAAUGAACAUAGAGAUAGUUUUUAUACGCAGCUUUUUUUAUGGAUGACACACAGUGCAAAGUUCUGCAUAGAGCUAUCAACACUGAAACGAUGGUGUGUCUGGAUAUGCUUCCUUCCUGUAUGACACUUAAGUUCUCAGAAAACCAAAAAGAAUCAAGCCUUCCUUCAGAUUUUGCUCUGUCACUGUCUGUGCGUUCACACAUUUAGACAUUCAGGUGGCUGUGACUGAGCGGUAGAGGUCCCAGUGUGUGAAUGUGGUGUGAAUGAAUGAAUCGUAGGUGAUGUAAAAGCACUUCAAGUGGUCAGAAGACUAGCGAAAGAGAGAAAGAAACACGGUCAGCAUACUGUUCUUCCUCUCCCUCCUCAGCCCUCUCUGACUCUGGACAAAGAGGGUCUCGCUCAGGAGAGGCCCAGCCGAUCUCUUCAACACCCAAAGAAGAAGCAGAGAAUCCAGACUGAGCCGGAUCUGUCAGAGUCAGACAAGUAUGUGGACUUCACUCAACCACGGCAGGAAACCAUGACUGAAUUCAACGCCGUCAUUGUGGGUGAAGAGACAGAGACCAGCUCUGCUGUGCAGAGUAUCCAACAGGUACAUGGCAAGAGUUUUAUUCACUUGUAUUCCAAUACUUUUACACUUAAUCAUGUUACAUAGCAUGUAUCUUCAUCCUAAGAAAUCUCCUCUGAAUCACUGUGCAAAUGUUAAACCCAAUAACUCAUCGCUCACAUGUUUUCAACAAAGCUCAUAGCCUUCCUUUUUGGGUCUAGUUCUCAUGGACUCUGAACAAAAACAGCUCGGAGCAACAAAAUAUUUAUUUAAGAAAGUCCUGCAGAAAGAGACUUCAUAACUAUUUAAACUCAAAUGUUUUCAGGUCAUGUUUGUAACAACAGAUCUUUUGAGUAAAACACCUGAAUGAAUGUUUGUCUGGGGAAAAAGGCAUUUUUACCUGUUUCUCAUGUCAUCCCGACACGUGAAGACAGUCUUUGCAUUAGAGUUGGGUGUACAUGGAAAAAAAAGGGGGAUGAGACCUAAACCUCUGUAUUUAUUUAGUGAGGAAGAGGAAGAGAUACGGCCUUUAAUGUUUUUCAUCAUGGGAUGAUCCCACACUGAGAUGGGAGAGCUGGAGAAGUCCUUAAUAACAUUUAUGAUCCUGACUUUUUAGACAAUUUCAUGUUAAUGAUGGGUGACAAUCAAACACGACUUCUGUCUGUUUGUCAGUCAGUCUGUCUGUCAAGCUUGAUCUGUCCUGUAUUCUCCUGUACAGCCUGUUAUGAACAUCCUAUUGGAGUUUAUUGAUGCUGACAGUGCAGUGAUCAGACAUCGAGUGGACCUGUGUGUUACAAACACUGACACAGAGAGUCCAGGCUGCCAUGCAGUCAUUUAAAUUUAAUUCAGCAAUGUCACUUCAGUCUGUGAUCACCCACGCAGUAUAGAGAGAGUGAGGAGAGAGGGGGAGGCUUUUCAUUAUGUCGGCAAAACUGUUAGUGGUCAUCGUUGAAUGGUUUGUAAGGUGAAAUAAAGGAGUGAGGAGCUUCCUGUUAAUCUGUAACAAAAGGGGGAAAGCAGAGUCCAAUCAGGAGUGUUCACUGGAGACUCAUGGUUGAUGUGAGGUGUGGGUAAAUCUGUCUGGGAUGUCUUGCUCCCAGAUGUUGGGCCGUUGUAUUUUCAAAGAUUUGAUACCGUCAACGCCUUUCUGUCUGACCCUUUACAAAGCUCUAGUGUGUUGCUCUGUAUUCUCAAUAUUUUGAGUGCAGUUAGAGGGGUGGGUGUGAUUAAUAAGGAUUCUGCAGGAGGAGCUCUUAGUUCCUCCAUUUGUGGCUCUCUAGUUACUUGUUUUUAAUCUUUUGAACUCCUUUGGUGUAUUUAUGAAUUUUAGAUUUACAGCGUCAUUUUUAUAAUUUCCAUCUAGAAAAGAAAUAUGAAUUUCUCUGGUUAACUGUAACUCACAAAACAUUCACAUCCACAGCUGGGUGAAAGGGUGAUGGAAAAAUGCUUAUUGGGAGAUUUCUGCUCUUCCAGCAGGUCCAAAAAGAGUUUUGGCUGCACACAUGAACAGAUCUCUCAGGCUCUCUUUAUUUUUCCACAUUUGCAUUGAAGUCCCAGCGCAUAAUACGUUGAAAAAAAAUAACAAACAAAUGGAAAUGGUGCUUUGCCUCGUACACUGCAUGAUAGCUCUCUGUCAAAUUGCACCUCAGACAGUUUUGGCACUUGCUUGGGUUGUUUUCCUCUAUCUAGAUUUUUGCUUGUGUUGUUCGUGCUCUUAAAUGUGUGGACAAAAGCGUCUGCUUACUGACACUGUAACAUUGGUUGUCAGUGUGCAUGUGGGACAGAAUCACAAAAGGGUUUUGACAACAAGCUCAGGGUUUAUUUGUUGAUGGUAGUGCAGGAAAAGCUUGAAAAGUAACGCACAAGAUGGUGGAUGCUGCGGUCAUCUUCCUGCACCAGUGGUGCUUUGACACUCAGGGGUCUACAAGAAAUGACUGGCUGGGCUUUACAAACUAGUCAGGGGUGUCAACACUAUCAUAAGCUAUGGUAAUAACCGCACACGCCUAAAAUCCCAGCAGCCGCCUGGUUUCUGGCACUGGAAAAUCUAGAAAUCCAGGAUUGCUUGCACUUUGGCUAACAGAGCACCCGCUUAUCCAUGCCUUCUGCUUUCCAAGGUAUAUAACAAGGGCAUUACCAAAUGGAUACCUGAGCAAAUUCAGAGUGAAACAUGCACCCUCUAAACAGCUGAAAUUUUGUCUUAAUACUUUCACAUGCUCAGAUCACACAGAGGAAUAACAAUGUCACUGAGCUAUGCCUCACACUGUUUGAUGCCAGAAAGAAGUGUAUCCAUCAGACUGCAGCAGGGUGAAAGAAAUAACGGUCAUUGAGGAAAUGGUCAGGUGUAACAAAAGCUGAGAUCUCAGUGUUAGGCUGUUCAACAGUUCAACUUACUGGUUAUCAUAUAGAGGAUUCAAUUUUGCAACAACGUCAUGGCUCAACCCACCACUCAGGAAAAGAGUAUGAUUUUUGUUUUGAAAUGAACCUUACAGUAAUCAGAAAGGUGAAGUCUGGUUCCACAUAGGAACUAGGAGCAAAGAAGAGCUCCACAGACAAAACCAUUUUCCAGAAGAUACUUAACCUACUUUUCAAUCACAGCCCACUUGUUAACCUGGUAUUCGUGCUGCUUAUCCAGGUUAUCACUGGUUACCAUGUUCCUGUAUCCCGAGCUUUUACUUUCAUCAGUAAUAGUUGUGCAAUGAGAAUAACAUCAGUUGUACAUACCACUUAGUUCAACUCAUUUAUUUUUAGUUACUGUUUUUUGGAAAACAGUUAUUCACUCUAUCUGUUUUACUGCAACUGACAAGUUCCUCCUCUGGGGAUCAAUGAGGUGUUAUCUAUUCUUGUGAUCACCAGUGUCUGUGUUGCCCAGUUGGUUUACAACUCUCAGGUGAUCAUCCACCCCUUUGACCGGGGGAGGAGCAACAGAGACUAUACAUUUCCACCUUGGCCCCCGUCACUUUUAAAAUGAUAAAUGAGGACCAUUAUGUUCACGAACACACUCACCAGCAGAAAGGGUGAGUUUGGGGCCUCCUUUAAAGACUUUGGUCAGGACCGUGUCAGAUAUGCGAUUUCUAUGUCUGUACAAUAACGUCCGUACUAGGCUGCUCUUCAGGGGUCCGUUUCACGUAGCAGGUUUAAUGGAAACUCAGAGUCUGUUAACCCUGAAAUCAGGGAAACUCUGAGUUUUCCGUUUCACAAAGGAGGGUCAGUUAAACCAGAGAGAGAGGGGUAACUCUAACCUGUUUCACAAAGAGAGGUAACUCAACCUCGCGGUCAGUUACCACAGUAACAGACUCUGUGAACCUAACCUGCUCGGGAGCAGGUUUAACUCAGUGAACCCAGAGUUUCAGGUGAGACAUCGGCAUUUUCUCAUUUUGAUCAUGUUUUACAUUGUCAAGUAAGUAUUAAGUGGCAGUUUGAUCCCUUAGAAAAUGCUCUUUUCACACUCAAAAAUGAAUUUUACUCUCUUAUGAUGUUCCGUUAAAUGAUUAGGAAUAUUAAACUAACACACACUUUCACUCAGCAAAUAGAAAGAGGGCAGAUGCCAGAAAAACGGGUGGUGGGCCAGCAGCCCCACCUUUAAUGGAGGCAGAGUAGCUGCCCCCCCUCACGGCCGGUCCAAUCCUACCUUUUGUAAGGUAGGCUAUAUGAGUGAAGGGAAAAAACUUCUGAGGUUUAACAGUGGAGUUGAACUGAGACAGUGUCCUUAAACUGAAAUGAGGGAUUAUUUAAACAGCCAAUCACAGACAGGUGUAUGACCAUCAUGGUAAGUGUAAUGGAAUGUCCUCAGGAGUUCCACUUUAUUUGGGCCACAGGGCAAAUGCACCGAGUCACUAUUGUUAAAGUGUGGAUUUUUCCUCAUUCCCCUUCCAGACAAAUUUCGAUUUGCUACUAGUCCUAAAGCUUGAAGAAUUUUAGGAAAAAUUAUACAUGAAAACAUACGGUUUGAUCAGGGUUUGUGUGCCAUUAUUUUUCUCUAUUGUAUACAAUUAUUUUGCAAUGCAAAUCUCAAAAAACUGCAGAAAACUAAUGGACAAGCCAAAAAAAAGAGAGCAAUUAUUGAUUGCUAUUCGAACAUCUACUGCUCUGGCUCCCUUUUUUAAAUUUAUUUUUUCUUCCAUCUUAAAACUAAAUACUUAAAAAAGGAAUGUUUGUUGUUAAGUGCUCCAUGUAUAUAAUAUCAGAAUGAUACCAGUAUUAAUUAUUUGAAAUCUCUGAAGAAUCUCAUCCUAAUGUAAACACCCCAGCUGUAGACCCCCCGUGGCCCUUUUAAAAUUUCCCAGAGGGAAUUUUCUAGUAUGAGUUUUGCUUUAUGAGAAAAUUUUAACUCAUUGAUAUUUUUUGUAAAAAAAAAAAAAAAAACAUUAAUACAAUAACAGUAAUGAAUUUACAGAAAAUGUCUCAAUAUCAAAACAUCACAUAAGGCAGUCUCUCUGACUAAAUGAGGGAUUUCCUGAUAUUUAUAUUUUUCUGCUCUUUUCACCUGCGCCCAACCAGAAGUCAGCCAUAUUGGUUUGAAAAUUUGGGUAUUGACAUUUUUGCUCCCUUUUUUAAGAUAAUUUCAAAAAUUAACUCCUCCUAGGGAUUUAAUGCUAGAAAGCUGAAACUGCAGCCACAGGCAGUCUACUUUCAAACUGAUGAUCAAACUUUCAGACUUAGGCAACAGUGCGCCCUCAAACACAAGUAGGGCUUUUUGCAAGUACCUACGAAUGGCCGCCUCUGAAGCAAACCAUUUACAGCUUUGAUGUUAUUUCUCCUCCAGUCUACAGGAGAGACCUUGAGGAAGAUCAUAUAUAAAAAAAAAUGUGUGUAGGUCGAAGGGUGUUUUUUUCUGUUCUUUUCACCCAUGAAUGUUUAUUUUUCAGGUUGUGGUCUUGGCUGACUCCAGCACUCCAUCAGCCUCUUCACCAAACAGCUCAGUGGGUCUCACCAACAUCACUGUCACUCCAAUCACCAGCCACGCCCCUGCCCAGUUCACCAGCCUGCAGCCUGUUGCUGUAGGUCACCUAACCGCCAGCGACCGGUCCCUCACCCUGGACAACUCCAUCCUCACUGUCACAUUUGACACCGUCAGUGGCUCUGCCAUGCUCCACAAUCGUCCUGCCGAGCUUGUCCCAGAGACAGUGGGACCCGGCGGGGUCUCCACAUCUCAGUCUGUCGCCCACUUUAUCAACGUCACCACGCUGGUCAACCCCAUGAGCCACCAACUGGAGGCGCCAACACUGGCCUGGAGACCAGUAUCUGCAGGUGAAGGCAGCCAGGUGACCCCCAUCCUAGAAGGGCCUCAAGUGGAGGGUCAGGACUCUCAGAAUCAGGGACGAGAGCCAAGCAGAACCGUCCAGAGCCGGCCAGCUGCCUCUCAGCAGAGCGGCUCUACUCAGCAGAUGUUUGGUUACUGACAGAGAGACUGGAGGUGCAGGUCACCUCACACACACACACAUCAACAUACACACACUCAUACACACACUACAGACCAUAACAUAGCUGAGUGGACAAAGCUUUGAUAACCGUCACACAGAUGCCUCCUCAGCCCCAUGAACUGGAUGAAAGUAGAACCUGUGCUUUUUAUAAAUGGGAUGAAAUGGAAAAACGUGAUGUCUAAAUCUCAGCCAGAACCCUUUUCUACUUUAAACCAAAGCAACAUGAUGAACAUUCAGAUGCCUCAACAGCUUGAAAAAAAGAGCUGCAUGUCUUCAUAGUUAUUCUGCUGCUUCAAACAUGUAAUAUGAAAAUGAUCCAAGAAAAUCUGAAAUCCAAUCAAGUGAUUUCAUGUAAUCAUGUGACAUGUCCUCAGUGUUUAAAGUGUCACACCCUUGAAGUGUUAUUUUUAUCAGCCCUGAACUGUUUGAUAAAUUCAUGUAAAUCUGCUUAAUUACUGAGGAUCUUUUCUUUCUUUACUGUCAUUUUAAAUCAAAUACCUCUGAGA